This is a messenger RNA of Leptidea sinapis, 5669 nucleotides long. It is a transcript of the gene Best2, whose product is annotated as bestrophin-4. The record is from RefSeq and is a predicted model, not a curated record. NCBI's taxonomy places the organism in Eukaryota, Metazoa, Arthropoda, Insecta, Lepidoptera, Pieridae. Gene Ontology annotation, molecular function: chloride channel activity. The transcript is spliced from 11 exons. The coding region runs from base 348 to 2360 and encodes 670 amino acids.
GAACUGUCAACUAUGGAGCAGUCGAUGCGCAUUACUUAGCAUUUACCAAACGCAAACAUUCAUUCACCAGCCACAGUUCGUCGCUGUGUCGUGGACAGUGUUAUUGUGCGUGUUAUUCUUACGUACUCGAACAAUUCGAAGAAGGCAGUGUGUGAAACUCCCAUAAUGUAACUGAAGAAAAGUGUUACUAAAAACAAUUCUUCUUCUAAUUCUUCAGUAACGCCGAAAAUUUUUUAUUACUUUCUAAUACGUAUUUAAUUUUCCGCGUGUGUCUCGAUUCAUGCUCGCGCCAACAAAACGUGUGUGUGUUUAAAUAUUAAUUUUAUAGUUGUUAAAGUACACUCGACAUGACAAUAUCAUACGCCGGUGAAGUUCCAAAUGGCAGCAGUUUUGGUUGUUUUUGGCGAAUCCUGUGCAAAUGGCGAGGAAGCGUUUACAAACUAGUAUGGCGGGAGUUACUAGCAUAUCUAACAUUAUAUUACACGAUAAAUUUAUUAUAUCGGUUUGCCAUGACAGAGCAACAACAAAGGAUGUUUGAAAAAUUUCGACAGUACUUUGGUGCGCAAAGUGAAUCCAUACCAAUGUCCUUCGUGCUUGGUUUCUACGUGAGUCUCGUCGUGAAGAGAUGGUGGGAGCAGUACAAAUUACUGCCUUGGCCGGAUACGUUAGCCCUCUUCAUAUCAGCUGGAAUUCCUGGAGCGGUUAGUAAAGAUGAAACUGGGAGAUUGAUGAGAAGGAACAUAGUACGAUAUGCAAUAUUAGCAUAUGUGAUCACAUUACAGAGGGUAUCACUGAGGGUUAAGAGACGUUUUCCGACGUGGCAGCAUGUAGUUGACUCUGGGCUGAUGCUUGAAAGCGAACGGAAAGUGUUCGAAAAGAUGGAUGGAAAGAGUCCCAUGUCUAAAUAUUGGAUGCCUCUUGUUUGGGCAACAAACAUUAUCAACAGAGCGAGGAAGGAAGGUCUCAUUACCAGUGAUCACAUUGUGCAAACACUCCUGGUGGAGCUGUCCGAUAUAAGAAGGCGUUUGGGCGCUCUGAUUGGUUACGACACAGUGUGUGUGCCUCUUGUAUAUACACAGGUUGUGACUCUUGCGCUGUACACAUACUUCGUAGCAGCUCUAAUGGGUCGUCAGUUGGUACCACCAGCGUCCGGAAGUACCUCUAAAUACGAACCUGAUGUAUACUUUCCAUUGUUCACAGCCUUGCAGUUUUGCUUUUACGUGGGAUGGUUGAAGGUAGCUGAGGUGUUAAUAAAUCCAUUUGGAGAAGAUGAUGACGAUAUUGAACUUAAUUGGUUGAUAGAUAGGCAUAUUAAGGCAGCCUAUAUGAUUGUUGACGAGAUGCAUGAGGAACAUCCGGAACUCCUGAAGGAUCAAUAUUGGGAGGAGGUUGUUCCCAAAGAUCUGCCAUACACAGUGGCUUCAGAACAUUACAGGAGACACGAACCGCCGUGUUCUGCCGAUCAUUAUAAAGUGAAGGCAGAAGACGCAGUGUACGCUAACGUUCAAAUACCAAGGAAAAGUCUAGAUGAAACCUAUGCAGACUAUGAAAGCGUAGACACUCCCCUUGUCGAACGACGUAAGAAUUGGUUCCAAAGGCAAAUAUCCCGAAUGGGAUCAGUACGAUCCGCAUCCACGGCUUAUUCUUCUGGUGGUUUGUUCGCAAGGAACCGCCACAAUUCUGUUGUAUAUUCUAGUCCUGAGGCUGGCCAGGCUAAUAUACCUACUGCUCAUCAUAAAAUGUCGCUUUAUGAUAGACUAGUUGGGCGAAAAUCUGGACGAGGACAGCAUAGACAGAACUCCAAACAUGGUCCAAAGAGCAAUGGUUCAGCAAUCCCAACAACUCUACGUAAUCGCCCUCGCAUACCCACGCCAGAUGUUACGAAGGAAGUAAUGGACAGAGAGAACCGGUUCUCAAUGGGUAUGCAGAAUAUGGGUGUGAUCAUGGCCCACCAGGGCUAUCAGAAUGAGGUUCCUGUCCUUGGCGCCCUGGUUCUGUCUCCAAUACAAGAGCUAGACAGUGGUUCCGUGAACAAUACACUUCAUGCUGGACAGCCCGGUACCACAGCUCUGGCUCAGGCUGUUCUCUCGCCAAACUUAGCUCAAAGUUUACCACCAAUGUUGGCAGCAGCGCCUGUAGUAUCUUCGAUGACACUAACACCAAUGAGUGUGUCACAGUUGACAAUAGUAAAUGGUUCUCGACCAACGACGCCGAGAACCGACAGAGUUGCCUCACCUGAUGCCACUAGAGCAACGAUUACAGAGAUACCGUCAGAUAAAGACAGCGAGCAUAGCGAUAACGGGACGCAAGAGAUUUCAAGAAAAUCUAUUGGAUCCAGACGGGGAGAAGUCUAUGUUUGAAGCUUUUAGACGAAACAUUUAAAGGAUUAAUUAGACUAGCAAGAGUAUUGAGAUGUCGAUCAUCUUUGAAAAAAAGCCUAAAACGGAGGAAACGAAUCAUUACCUUAUUGUUUUGGCCUUCAGACUUACAUAACAAGAAAAAAUUGGGCAUGUAUAUAUCAGCCUUUCUAGGUUCAGACUGAUUUUUAAUUAAUUUAUUUCAACAUUCCAUAAAAAAGUAUGAUUCUAUAAUAGGAGGAUUUAUUAAAGACUAUCUAAACGGUAAUUUGUCUUGUAACUAACUAAAAUACACUAUCAUAUUGUAAAAGGGACAAAAUGUUAGUUAUGAAGAUUUCUGAUAUUGAUUUCUGGUAUAUAGUAUUGCGAUCUUAACGACGUUACAUAAUAAGAUUUGUCUUCCACAUGCAAAUGGAGUUUGGUCGGCAUGAUGACUUCUAAACUAAAUUUGUUUCUACCAAGAAGAAAAAAUAUACAAAAAUACACUAGCAGAUGUUUAAAUCUGUUUGUUUAAUUUUAGCUUAUUAUUGUAAAUAAAUAGAGAAAUAUUUAACAAUAUUUAUGCAGCAGAAGAGGCGCUGUGAAUAUUUUUUUAAAUUAUACUAUACUCGUAUUAAUAAAACAGAAACCUCAACCGCUGUCUGGACAAAAUAUACUAAAAUUACUGAACAGAUUUUGAUGCGGUAUCAAUAACAGACGAAGUGAUUUACGAGAAAGGGUUCUAUAAAGUAAUUUCGGAAUCGAAUUUUUGAUAUUUCGUAUGAUUUGGAGCAUUCCUGCUUCCACAUGUUAUAGUUACACACAAGAUCACAAUUUUUAACUUCUUUGACCUCUUUUCAAUUCUCCCUUUUGACAGAUUCUAAAAAUCAUCACAUUUAGUUUUUUUUACUAAGUUAUUACUAUUCUUAAAUUUGUUUUUGGAAAGUCAAGACAAAAAUAAAGCAAAUUUAAUUAAUCCUUUUUUAAGAAAACAAUUUCGUUUUAUACAGUAACAUUACUUGGAUCACAUAAUAAGCUUCGAUACUGCCGAGAAAUCCUAUUAAAUAGAGCACUUUAUCCCGAUGUAUAGAAUCUUUAUAUCUAUACACAUAUAUAUAUAUAAAUAAAAUUAAAUUCUUUAAAAUAACAGGUUUUUACUAAAUGCGUUUGUUUGUUUACACGGUGCUUACUCUAGAAAUAUCUAUAAUAUUAUUUUCUGUCUAUUUAUUCCAGCGCAUUUUAAAUGCUUGAUCAUUUUUGUUAGAGCUUUUAGUAGCAGAUUUUUAGUUAAAUCUAUGGGAAGUUAUUAACCACAUUAAUAAUAACUUAUGAAAUGGUGGAUAUUAUCCUAUUUAGUGGUCUAUUUUCGGAAGUGAACUCGCGGGAAGCCCAUCGUAACAAAUAAAAUCUCAGUGCUGUUACUUCGGCAACUAAUUAUUUUAAUCAACUUUUAAUAUUCAAAAACAGUUACUCCUUCUUUAAAUCUUGACAGGUUUAUAUCUUUCACAAUGUAAUGUAAGUAUCAUAUCAUGAACUUUUGUUCAAAAAAUAAGCCCGCUUUCUUUCCUGCGCCCAUUCUUCUCAGGGAUCAGGCAUACAUAGAUUUUUUUAUCAAAACUCUGACAGUUAAAUAAAUCAAUCAUUAGCAAAUCAACAAUUAUGCAGCAUUUUAAACACAGAUAAGUUGUAUGGUAUAAUGCAGUUAUGUUGUACUGCUGAACUGUACAAAGUCUUUGCCAUUUUAUGACUUAUUGUUAGGAGACACGAACUCGGACUUUAAAAGAGCGAAAUUAUCACAAUGACUAAACACAACGGGGAAAAGUAUCCUCGAUUUUAUGAAGAGUCCAGCUUACUGAAGUAAAGAUGAAAAGUGGAGUCAAAGUGAUCACAAACUAGUAUCCUAGAAAAUCUAGUCCAAAGUAAAGCAAAAAAGCAAUUGUGUGGUCUUAUGAAACCACAAUGCAAGUGAAACUUUGUUUCACAAAAUAACAUUAAUAUCAGUAUAAUAAACGAAGAAAUAAAUCAAAACCUUUACUUCUUUAUAAAAAUUUAAAUGUAAUGUGAUAAAAAACUUUCGUCAGGGGUGUGGGGUUCGAACCUACUCACCUUCUCGGGAACUAGAGCUUAAAUCUGGCGCCUUAAACGGUGCGGCAUAUCUGACUUUAAAGCAGUAGUUGAUUUUAAUGAUUUAACCCCACCCCUACUACAUUAUAUAUAUUUUUCACCUUAAUACAAUGUGUUUGGGGGAAGACAAUUAAAAAGACAGCAGGACCGGGAGACACGACUCACUGGUAGGAGUUAGAAGAGGUAUUUUACAACGAGGAAAACUGAAAAAUAUUAUAUAUAGUCAGUUAGUACCUAUGUAUGUGAAUAGUAUAAAUUCUAAAUUAGUUUGUUAGUUAAUUCUCUAGUCUUCAAUAGUAAAAACAGUCUUCAGUUGAAGCUCCAUGCAAACAUUCAUAAUAUGCAUUUAGUAAAAAUCUAUUUUGUACAAAAAUGCAAUUUGAAAUUGAUUUUUAUGUGUAGAUUCAAAAUUACUUUUUCUAAGUAUCAGAUAGCAUGUACAUUAUUGUAAUUUUGUAAAUGUAUGUAUUAACAAAAAAUGUUCGUUUUAUUUACAAGAUAUUAUGUAAUAUUUACAAUAUAUAAAAUAUAUGAGUACUAUAACUAUAGCCUUCUUUUUAAAUAGCAUUUAUUUUAUUACCGUUUUACAAAUGACGUUAGCUGUGUUUACUUUCAUUUACGUCCAUAUUAUAGUUAGUUAAAAUAUUUUUAUUAAAUUUAAACUAUCUCAAUUAUAUAAUAUUUGACACAAUGAUAAUUACUAAAGAAAUUAUGAAAUUUUUGCCACUAAGUGUGUGUAGUUUUAUUACCUACCUAUGUAAAUAUAACAGUUAAAAUAUAAUUCUAUUACGCUUUUAUUUUAAAGUGAUUUUUUAAAGUAAAUGUUUUAUUUUGAUGAUUCUUCCGUUUCAGGGUUUGUAUGAAUUUGUAGAAGAAAUUUUGACAUAUGACAGAUAAUGUCGUAAAAGUCUUAGGGUCAGUCGUAUUGUGAUCAUCUGAUAUUAAUCUGAAUUCAGUGCCUGUUAGUUAUAAGUUUAGAUAAUAUAAUUAUUGAGCUUAAAUAUCCGUCCAUUUUUGUGUGGUGCUGUUACUUGUGUUAUAUUAUAAUUAAAUUAAUUAUCAAAUUGAGAUGAAUUUUCCUAAAUAAUUUUAAAAUAUAUCAUUAAUAUUUAAUUGUACCUUUUGUAAUUUGUAAUUUUUUUACAAGUAUGAAUGUAACUCUAAAAGUGUACAGUACUUAUAUUUAAUAAAGUAUUCUUUUUAGUAGAA